Molecule: messenger RNA, 921 nt
Organism: Entrophospora sp. SA101
Lineage: Eukaryota; Fungi; Glomeromycota; Glomeromycetes; Entrophosporales; Entrophosporaceae
Source: the annotation of a GenBank genome assembly
AUGGUUAAUAACUCAAGAGUAGCAAUCAUAGGUGCUGGUUCAGUUGGAGCAACAAUUGCUUUUGCUUUAUUAAUACAAAAAAUAAGUUCAGAGAUUUUAUUGGUUGAUGUUGUAGAAGACACAGUCAAAGGACAAGUGCUUGAUUUAUCUGAUGCAAAUUUUAUUUCCUCAACUCAAGUACGUGGUGGAACUUAUCAAGAAGCCGGUCAAUGUGAUAUUAUAAUUAUUACCGCUGGUGCUAAACAAAAACCUAAUGAAACAAGAAUUCAGUUAAUCGAGAGAAAUUAUAAAAUUAUGGAUAAUGUAAUUAAUUCGAUGAAACCAAUCAAUCCAAAAUCUCUUUUAUUGUUAGUCGCCAACCCGGUUGAUGUUUUAACUUCUAUCGCUCAAAAAAUUUCUGGAUUACCAAAACAUCAAGUUUUUGGAUCUGGUACAUUUUUAGAUUCUGCAAGAUUAAGAUUAAAAUUAUCAUCUUUACUCAAGGUAUCAGAAACAGCAAUUCAUUGUUAUGUGUUGGGUGAACAUGGUGAUUCACAAAUCAUCGCAUGGACAUCAGCACACGUUGGCGGUAAACCAUUACUAGAUUAUCAGGAGAUUAAGGAUCUAAAAGAUGAAGAGAGAGAACAAAUUGAAAAGGAGAUUGCUAAUAAAGCAUAUGAAAUCAUUAAUUUAAAAGGCGCAACAUAUUUUGGUAUAGCUGGUUGUGUUUCAAUGCUUGUACAAUCUAUUACAUUGAAUCAACGUCAAAUCAGACCGUUAAGUGUUUAUUCAGAAGAGUACGAGUGUGUUUUGAGCAUGCCGGCUGUUUUAGGUAGUAAUGGAAUCGAGAGAAUUAUUGAAGUUAAGUUGAGCGAUCAGGAAAAAGCUAAAUUAAAGAAGUCAGUUGUGAAUUUAAAAUCCAUGUGUGAUAAAUAUUGUUAA